Molecule: messenger RNA, 2773 nt
Organism: Oreochromis niloticus (Nile tilapia)
Lineage: Eukaryota; Metazoa; Chordata; Actinopteri; Cichliformes; Cichlidae
Product: protein starmaker-like
Exons: 6
Coding region: 2-2476 (824 amino acids)
Biological process (GO): T cell receptor signaling pathway; regulation of cytokine production
Cellular component (GO): external side of plasma membrane
Molecular function (GO): signaling receptor binding
Source: RefSeq, a predicted model, not a curated record
AAUGACUCAACACAAGGACAGACGAUCCUCUAAAUCUCGACACAGUGUAUGGACUACAGUGUUUUUCCACUCUGUUAUCAUUCUUCAACUGACACAGAUCAAUGCAGGUGAAUCUCUGACAAACAGUCACUAUCGAAUGUUGGCAGUAAUUGGUCAGACUCAAGACAUCGUCCUACCAUGCAAAUUGGAUCAUCCUAUGGAUGUCGUGGAUGGGAUGGUGGAGUGGUCAAGAUCUGACCUGAAUCCCAGAUUUGUCCAUGUGUGGCGGUCAGGUGAAGAUCAUCUGGUUGGCCAAAACCCAUCCUACAAGAACAGAACGUCAGUGUCCACUGAGAAACUGAAAACAGGAGAUGUAUCACUGAAAAUUACCAAAGUGAGACUGUCAGAUGAAGGAACAUACAGGUGCUUCACUCCAGGACUGAAUGCAGAUUUUAGUGUUGAACUUGUUGUCGAAGCUGAUAUUGAAAUAACUGAGGUCAGCCCUGGAGUGUUAGAAUGUAAAUCCAAAGGCUGGUAUCCAGAGCCGGAGGUGUUUUGGCUGGAGAGCGAGGGAAAGAUCAUCCCUGCUGGGUCUAAAGAGAUAUUGAGAGGUCCUGAUGACCUCUAUGUCCUCAGCAGCAGACUGACUCUGGAAAAAGGACACAGCAACAAUAUCACCUGUAGAAUCCAACAAAACAACCAAUACAGAGAAGCCAAGAUCCAUGCUCCAGAUGCUUUAUCAGCUAGAUCUACCAUUGCUGGUUUGAUUGCUGGAGUUGUGUUUAUUAUUUUUGUCGCUUUUCUUGUUUGGAAAUGGAGAAAAUACAAUAUGGAGACCAAAAAGUGCUCUAACGAUGGAGAAUCACAGCGUAGAAGCAUGAAUAAAACACACCCGUCAGUUAUAGAAUCAGAUAAAGCACCUCUGUUGAAGCAAGAUAAGGUAGAAGUGAAUGACACUGCACAUGUCAGUACAGAACCUGAAUCUUCGUGUCAAAACGAGGGGGAAAAGGAGUAUGAUAUUGCCAACAAAAAUAUUCCUCAGACAAGAAAAAGUGGCACACAAAAAAAUAAUAACCAACCAGGAAGAGAGACAGCAAAUGAUCUAUACAGAAAUGAUGAGGCCCAAUCAGGUAAUGGGAGACAAGCACAACCUGAGCAAUUUGAGAAUAACACCGAGAGCAGAAAGGAUGAAAUCCCAAAUCAGAGUCUGAUGGAUGACAGUGGACAAGAACAUCAGCCUAAACAAGGACAAGAAGCAAAGAAUGAUACCAGCACUGAGGAAAACAAAAAUAAAACACAAACUAUAAAUGAUGAAACAGCACCUCAGAGUGCAAGUGCAGAAGAAGGGAAACAAAGUACUCAUUCUGAGGGCAAAGAAAUGAAAUGCCAACACAGCAAUAGCGGUGUGAAUGUUUAUAUAAAUGGUGAGAAAAAUACUCCCACAUCACAAGAAAGUGGGACAAACCAAAAUCAGAGUGGUAGUGAUGUUGCUGCAAACGCAUCAGAAACACCCGCAAAGAAGCCUGAUUCUGAGGAAAGCCAGUUAGAAAAACCAACUAUAAUGAGUGAAGGUCAAAAAGAAGAAGCUGGAGGGAAAAUCAUCAGUCCAGCGUUUAAUAACAAACAUGGGAAUAGAUAUAAUGAAACGCAAGAUCUACCUGAUGAAAACAAAACUCUGCCUUCACAUUCAGGAGCAAAUGAAACAAACCAAGACCAGUUAGAUAGUAAUACUCAGGAAAAGCAGUCAGGAAAUAAUCCAACAACAGAUCAGAUUUUAACAGGUGUUGAUCAUCAACAACAACAACAGCCCAGAGAAGGACAAGAAACAAAAAGGGAUUCAGAAAAACAUGUGAAGGAUGGAAAUGGAGAUGAAACACAAACUACAAAUAAUAAAACAGCAGAUUCAAAUAACAAAGACACAAGUCAAAAUGAUCCAUCAGAGGGAAAAGAGCCAAAGGAUGACAAGGAGAAAGUUUGCAAGUCAAAAAACAAAGCUCAGCCUUUGGAUCCAGAAGUCAUUACAACAAACCAAGAGCAGUCAGGCAGUGAACCACAGCUUAAUACUGAGGAAAAACAGUCAGGAAAUACUCAAACAACAGAUGAGAGUCCAAUAGAAGGAGGUCAACAAGAAGAACAGUUGAGGAAAUCAAGUGAUGCAAAAAGUGUUCCAGAGGACGAGAAAAAGGAUUCGAAUGGAGAUGAAACACAAACUACAAAUAAUAAAACAGCAGAUUCAGCUGACAAAGACAUAAGUCAGGGAGGAAACCCAAAGGAAAACACAGAGAAAGAUAGCAACUCGAAAGCCGGUGCUCAGCCUUCAGAUCCAGAAGUCAGUACAACAAACCAAAAGAAGCCUGGCAAAGGUCUCACCUCAGUGGAAAAAAAUCAGUCAGUAAAAAGUACAACAGAAGAUCAGAGUGAACAACAAGAACUGUCCACAGAAGAAGAAGAAUUAGAAAAUGAUGCAGAAGAAGCUCAAGACACAGAAGUUGACUGAGGACGAAGACUCAUACAAGAAAACCUCACCUUGAGCAAGAGGAGGAACAAACUAAAAGGAGUCGACUUUAAAUAUGGCAAAAGGAUGUGCAGACAUGGAAAGUCAAUCUACACCCAAUUUAACAGCAGUAUAAAGGACAGAGGUUGAUAACAUCUGCUAGUGGAGUGGAUGAAAGAUAAAAUACUGACCAGGUGGAAAAUGUGGAGCAACUGGAGGCAGACAAGAGUCCACCUGCCAAAAAGAAGAAAGAAAAAGAAAACCAGUAGAAAGGGGACAAGACUAAAAUGGAGAUGUUUU